UUAUGUGCACAAUAAUAUUCAUGGCAUGACAAACAUAGCAGUCGAGAUGGAGGAGCCCUUUACGAAUGACAGAGCGUCGUUUCAGCGCUUCUUAGCAGCAUUUUGUAAACGCAUCGAAGACAAUGAGGAUGACAGUGAAAUGUUACCAUUUAGGCCUCCAACUCGCCAUUUAACAAUAGAAGAGUUACAGGGAGAGUGUUUUGAUUGGAGUUUGCGUUACUUGGGAUUAGAAAAUUGUCCACCUACUCUAGCUGCUGCCAUCACAAAGGAAGUGUAUGAACAAGCCACUAAGUUAGACUUCAAAGAGUUUGAGGAUCAGACUCCGGACCCAGAAGAAGAGGCCAACAAGGAGAAGAAUGCCAACAAUGAAAUCCAGCGUCCAGAGUCAGUUCUGGAUGCUUCAUCACUCAUGGAGCACAUCAUUGACAUGGUGGAUGAAGUGUGCCAAAAAUGGAACAAAGACUUGCCAGAUAUUCCCAUUCCAGCUCAGGUUCACGAAUGCUACCAUUAUGAAAUUAAAAAUACUCGACGUAAAAUGGAGGACAGAUAUGUGAUGCUUCCAGACAUGAAUACACUGUUUGAUCUCAAGGAUUUUCCUCAUCAGUCGUAUUACAGUGUGUUUGACGGGCAUGCUGGGAUUGAGGCAGCGGUGUACGCCUCCAAUCAUCUACAUGUACAUCUGCCCUCCUGUGAGAAGUUCUCCAGUGAUCCAGCAUCUGCCCUGAAGUGUUCCUAUUCAGCAACAGAUGAACAUUUCAUUAAAAAAGCUCAAAGAGAGGGAUUGAAAAGUGGCUGCACUGGACUAACGGUGUUGAUCAGAGAUAAGACCAUGUACCUGGCAUGGCUUGGGGACUCCCAGGCGUGUCUGGUCAGGGACGGUCAGGCUCUGUCCAUCAUGAACCCCCACAAACCAGAGAGGCAGGAUGAGAAAAGCCGUAUAGAAGCUUUAGGUGGAGUGGUCCUGUACAUGGGGACGUGGCGAGUUAAUGGUAAUCUGGCUGUGUCCAGGGCUAUAGGAGAUAUCAGCCAGAAGAAGUUUAUCUGCAGUGACGCGGACACGACUGUCCUAGAAUUAGAGGGUACGGAGGAUUAUAUCAUCCUGGCAUGUGACGGCAUGUGGGAUGGUAUAUCACAGAAUGACGUACCCAAAAUAGUAUAUGACCAUCUGCAGAAAACCAAUGGUGACAAGGCCAGUGUAGCUAAAAUGUUGGUAGAAUUAGCAAAACAAAACGGGUCCACAGACAAUAUAACUGUAGUGAUAGUAUUUCUCAGGGACGAAAUAGCAGAACCAGCCGUUAUGCCAGUAUUUUCAUUUGACAAGAUUUCUAGUUCUCAGGGAGACAAGAAGAUGGAUGACGUGGAUGGCAAAAAAGACAGUGACUCUUCCUCCGAAAAGGGAGAUGACUCUAAAAAUUCCUCCGACGAUGGCAAUACUGAAUACGACGGCAAUAAGCCGAAGGAAGAAGUGGAAAGCACAGAGCAACAGGAAACUCAGGAACAAAACAACUCAGAUAAACCCGAAAAUACUCCUCUUCCCACUGACCGCGUACUUAAGAAAGAACCUGUGUUCAUUAUUGCAGACUCUGCACCUCAGAUUUCAGAAGAUAAACCUAGGACCCCUUCACCUAAGCCUGUAGAACCUAUUCCAGAUGAAAGUAAACCAGAGGAAGUCAGUUCUGCUUCAAAAGAUCUCCCCCUUUCAGAGACUGUUCCACCUUCUCAAGAGUCUGCAAGUGCUCCAAAAAUUUCAGGUAAUAGUUUACCAGUGGAAAUUGGAUUGUCUACCUUUAUGUCCUAUCUGCCCAAUCAGGGAAGUACAAUCUCUGAAUUCAGGCAUGGGUUGCAGGGCAGCAGAAAACCUAGUGCUAUGUCCAAUUCUUUGGCACCCAUGCAUGAAGAUUUUCCAAUUGUUUCCAAUUAUGUAAUUCAGGAUGAAAUAUAUAGGAAAAAAGAUACUGGAAAGAAAAAACCAAAACGAAACAAGAAUCCCAAACUUAGGGAGCAGAAUCGCGAUGGUCAGUAUGUUGUCCCAAGAAGGGGGAGGAAAAAAGCUGAUGGGACUACACCAGUAGUUUGGGCUUUUACUGGAAAAAAUACAGCUGCUGUUAGGAACCAUAAGCUCAGCUCUUUAAGGAAUUCUCAGAAUUCCUCCCGAGUCAUACUAGCUAACAUCUUAAAUAGUGGUGCAGUUGAUCCAAGCAUUCCAUCCCAGACAAGUGCAGAUGUUAAGUUUCUAGAAAAAUUGUCUAAGUCUAAGCAUUUCAUUGACCCUGAGCAGCCAAACGCUGAGGAGAUUCCAAUGCCCCACACCGUCUUUGAUUAUCCAUUGUCCACUUUCACAGCAUCCUCCAAUUUCAAAACUAAAACUACCUCAACCCCCAAGUCUAAAUCAUCUCAAGCCAGUCAACCGAAAAACAAUCCGAAAACUGUCCCUGCUUUCCACCAAUCCUGGCGCCCACGAAAAUUGUCGAAAUUAAAUACAGGAGGUUCGUUGGCUGAACCUCCCCCCACUCCCUUCUCCAAUGUCAAGAUAUACCCAUCCUCGGAGUGUUCAGAUUGAAGCAGAGCUUCAUACACCAACUUUUAAUUAUUUAUGCAUGCUUACAAUCAGUUUGCAUAGACCAUCAGUGUAAUUAAUUUUUUUAAGGCAAUAAUUUGAUAAUCAUAUUGAUUUUUGCUCAUGUAAUAUCUUGUUAGAAUUGUCCCCCUUUGAGUGCAUUUAUUCUUAAACUUUUAAAAGCAGUGCUUCCUUAAAGUAAAUUAACAUUGUGAUACUUUGCAUUGACUGCUGAAAUUUGAUUUUUUAAAACCAUUUUGUCAAUUUUUUUUAGUCUAUGAGAAGAAAAUCAGCAGGUGAUGUAAUGUUUCAGUGUACUUCAUGGUUUGAUGUGUUCUAACACAUUUUAUUUUCCUUUCUGUACGAUUAUUAUUUUGUUAUUAUGGUGUGAGUGGUGUCCUAUUGGUGUAUAACCAGGCAGCAUAGUAUAAUCCAGGAGUGAUGUAAACAAUUGGUGCUUUUCAAUAUGUAGGCCUAUCAUUGUUCUUAAAUUAACAAUUUUCAUUUUUCUUUUUUUUCCUCAAAAAAGAGUAGAAAUGGUCAUUUCUCUAUUUUACUACCAUGAAUGUAGGUUUACAUUUUGGUUGCUUGAAAAAUUGAAUUAUUUAUUUAUUAUAGAAAUCUUUAGUAGUAGAUCAUAUUUGUAUUAUUUGAUUCAUAAUAACAUUUAAUGAUUUUUUUUUUUCCAUUUAAAGUAGUCAUGUAUUUUCUACAUUAAGCACAUUCUAGUCACAAUUAAAACUUAAAUUUGCAUUUCAUUAAUUUUUUUUUUUUGGCUACUUCACAAAGAGUUAGCAGGGAACUAGAUAAGAUGUACAUGUGUAAAUUAAAUGUUCAUAAUCAAUAUUAAAAAGAUAGGACACAAUCAUAAUUAAAUCAACAAAGUACUCAUGGAUGUUAGCUAAAUAAGAUAAAGAUCAGUAAGAUUGAUUUGUAAAAAAAAAAAAAAGUUGUGUUUAAAUGUUUAGGAGGUCAUGUUAAUUAGCAUGUGGGUCACUAGAUACCUGGGUAGAUCUGUUAUUCCUAUGUUAUAUGCACACCCAUUCACAUGAACAUUAUGUCAUUUUUGGAAGUAAUGUCUUGAACUUGACUGUAACAAUAAUCCACCAUACUAUUCUGUGUAUAUGUUAUGUAUGAAUAACAGAAGGUAAUGGGUUCUAUAGCUGCAGAACUGUAGCUCUUCGAAAAGUAUAUAUUGACAGACUGGAGAGCUACAGUGUCUCCCAUUGAAAAACCUAUAUUUAUUGUGCACAAAAACGUGAGCUUGGUUCUGGAUUAAUUCUAUCGAAGUCUUAUCUCAAUUACGAAAAAGCUAGAUUUCAAACAGUUCCCUACUCUUCUAUCAAGUACUCUGGUAGUUGAUAUCUGCACGAAGUGCGUUGGACCGGAUUAUCUUGCAAACCAAAAUGGCUGUAUAAAUAGACAAAAUUUUUGAUGAUCUCAAUUUCAAUGCCAGGAGGGCUAUUGACCAACAAUCAUAAGGAAAAUUUUGUUUAGGAAACAGUGAAAGAAUAAGUUAGGAACACAGGGUUAGUAAUAUUUUGAUAUGACAGUUUAACAAUCAUGGAGAAAUGAGUUGAGAGACUGUGCACUUUUUUGUGCUUAAUAAAUAUACAGUUAUUUAUUUCAGUGGGUGGCACUGUAGCUCUCCGGUGUGUCAAUAUAUUUUUUUUGGAGAGCUACAGUUCUGCAGCUAUGGGUUCUGGUGAUAUAAUUGCUUAUAUUAUUCUUAUUUAAAAUUAAUAUUAAACUUUAAUAUUCAAUCUAACGGGUAUAUUUUUGAUGAAAAUAGAAUUGCUGGGAAAAUUAAAGAAAUUUCAAAUGAUUAAUUAUCAAAGAGAUAAAUUAAAUUUCAGAAUGGAAGCAUGAUUAUUACCAGGUAGUAUUUUUUUUUAAUUUGAAACAUGUAUGAUACAUUUGCAAUGUUAUUUUAUAACGCAUGUUUGAAAAUUGAUACAUAAAACAUUUGCAAGUUUUUGUGUGUUUUUAGAAGAAAUUUGCUGGUAUUAAUUUUUGGCUCUACUGGUCCGAUACCAGAAGAAAUCAUGCAAUUGUAAGGUGUCUGUUGUCCUUUAUCAAACCAUUUAUGUUUAAACAUUUUUUAAAAGAAAUGGUACUCCUACAGCUCUGUAAAACGUGGUGUACAAGAGGACCGUUGAUACAGUGGUACAUAUUUCUAUAUCAGAGAGGCAAUCAGAGAAUUGUCCCAAACUCAAAAAUCCUAUUUCAUUGGGGGGAGGGACUUCUUUCACAACCAAUUUUAUUCAUACACUACUACAAAACUCUUAUUUGACUAUACUGCAUAAAAAUGUUGGGAGCAACUGGCUUUUCAGUAAACAUUUCCAAUAGCAAAAAGUAUGUUUGGAAAGGGGAUGGGAGGGGGGGGGGUUCCUUUGCAAUUGCAAUAAAAUUCACUUCAAAAAGGAUCAUAAUUAUGUUUGCAUUGCUGUUGCCAUAAUUUGCCAUAAUUUCAAGUAUAAUUGCAACUUUUCUCUUCCUUUGUUGUAGCUACAACCCAGUAGAGCUACAGUCUCAUCAGAGACUUCUUUUUUGUCAUUUUUUAAUUUUAUCCUCACCUAUAGUGUAAUAUAAUAUGUCUUACAAAAUAUGUUUUUCUUGAAAAUAGUUAUUCAAAAAACUUUCAUAUAAUUCAAAUCAUGAUCACAUUUAUUGUAAAAGAUAGGCCCAUUUUUAACACAGAUAAGGACAUUUUCAUUUUCAAAUAAAAAUAUGUAUAAUAUUUAUAUGAUUAAAAAAUGUAUUAUAAGCACUGGUGCAUGAUACUGGUGGUAACUUUAUAUUUAAAUUGUCAAAGAUAAGUUUUAUUUUCAAAUGAAAUACAUGACUGUAUUUAUCUAAUAUAAAUUUGUAUAUGUAUAUGCUUAUCAUAAUUCAGAGUAUUGUUUAAGUCUAGAGGUGAAAAAAAAACAUUAAGUGUAAUGCUGAAAAAUGUGAAAUGUUCAUAAUUUGAUUCAGGUAGGUUGAUGGUUUGAAACAUGAUUUAGUGUUACUGGUAGUUUAAAGAAAUAUAUUUUUAUGCUAAAUGAUAAGGAUUUUAUAAAUAAUGGAAGACAAUUUUGUGAAUUUUAUGUGGAUUUAAUGUGUGAAAAGAUGCUGAAAUCACUGGACUUGGAUUAUUAUCAUGUUUGAAAAAUGAAAUUGCAAAAUAAGACUAAGUAAAUGCAUGCUUAUUAUAAUGGAUAGCUGUUCACUUCGGUUUGAAACUUCAAGGUUUUAUAGAAAGUUACUUUCUUGACCUUUCUUUUACCUGUAGGUUUUUAUUUAAUAUUUCUUUGUAUUUUUUUGUUUGUUUGUGAAGUCAUGAUAAAAUUCACAAAGACAUUUAUAGUACUUAAGAUACUUGAAAUACAGUAAAACUUGUCUAUUCUGGAUGGUUUGUAUUCCAAAAUCUUGCCUAAUACAGUAACUCGAAGCUCUUUUCAGCAAAUUUCAUUUGUUCAAAAUGUUUUCUAAUCACAAUGUAUUCUAAUCCUUUGGACCAAGUGGUGCCCAGAUUAAACGAUUUAUUGUAUCAUGAUUAUGCGGGAUAAUUAAAAAUUCCUUUUGAUUUUAUUGAUAUUGAAAUAGACAAUUACUAUAUGCCAGUCAUGCAAUUUUAAUUCCUAAUGAUAUUGUAUUUUUUUUCUGUAUUGGUUUGAUGUUUUGUUGUUUGAUGUGUUAUUUGUUUCUGGAUGAGUUAUAGAGAAGAUUAUGUAAAUGUAGCAUAUGAAUCUUGUAGCCAUAUUGUUAUUGUUAUAAUCUGUAUACACCUGCUAAUAUUAUACACAAUAAAUACUCUUAUACAAUCAUAAAAA
Saccostrea cuccullata (small rock oyster) is the source of this 6372-nucleotide messenger RNA. Its product is annotated as protein phosphatase 1E-like. Gene Ontology annotation, molecular function: cation binding; protein serine/threonine phosphatase activity. The record is from RefSeq and is a predicted model, not a curated record. Lineage: Eukaryota; Metazoa; Mollusca; Bivalvia; Ostreida; Ostreidae. The transcript has 7 exons. Bases 26 to 2560 code for a protein of 844 amino acids. Gene Ontology annotation, biological process: peptidyl-threonine dephosphorylation.